Epithele typhae is the source of this 1929-nucleotide messenger RNA. RefSeq names its product ferric reductase NAD binding domain-containing protein. Gene Ontology annotation, biological process: iron ion transport; intracellular iron ion homeostasis; copper ion import. Gene Ontology annotation, cellular component: plasma membrane. The record is from RefSeq and is a predicted model, not a curated record. NCBI's taxonomy places the organism in Eukaryota, Fungi, Basidiomycota, Agaricomycetes, Polyporales, Epitheliaceae. The coding region runs from base 1 to 1929 and encodes 642 amino acids. The transcript is spliced from 8 exons. Gene Ontology annotation, molecular function: ferric-chelate reductase activity.
AUGGGUGGCCCCCCCAGAAAGGCUCCUGUGAGCGCGGCAUUACGGCCAACGCGCUACCCCCUGCAGAUCUGGUGGGCCAUCGCAUGCUUCAUCGCGAUCAUUGCCCUCUUCCAGUUCGCCUCUUGGGUCGCCGUCAAGCUUCGGAGCCGCGGGGCCGCCAGAACGAAGGGUACGCCGUCCGUCGAUGCGGCUGAGGCUGGAGGGGCCGCGGGGCCGACGCGAGGCUUCGCGUUGCGCAACGUCCCUUCGGCGAUCGUCAACGCCUACCGUGUCGUCGCUUUCAGGUGGACGAUCACCGUUAAGCUCGGGUCGGUGUACACGCUCAACCUCGCCGAGGUGUUCGUCACCUGCGUGUACAUCAUCGCGCUCUUCACUUCGGAGUUCAUCUACACCACUAACCCCAGCACCGGGAAGAAGUGGGACCCGCUAUACACCGGCAACAGGGCUGGCGUUAUUGCGGUGAGCCAGUUCCCCCUCAUCACCGCUCUCGGCCUCAAAAACAACGUCAUAUCUUACGUUACGGGAAUCAGUUAUGAUAAGCUCAACUACAUCCACCGCAUGGCCGCCCGUGUUGUAUUUGUCAUGCUCUGGCUCCACGCUGGAAUCCGAUUCUACUUGCUCCGUCCCCAAGAGCUGGACGAGGACUGGUUCCGUCUCGGUCUGAUGGCACUUGUCGCCUUCACAAUUCUCAUGGCCGUCUCUCUCCGCCCCGUGCGGUCGCAGCAUUACGAAAUCUUCUACUUCGUGCACUUCCUCAUGGUCCUCAUCAUGCUCCUCGGCGGCUACUACCACGCCGAACGGUUCAAGCUCGGCAUGUGGAUCUGGCCGUCGUUCCUGCUCUGGGCCCUCGACCGCUUCGUGCGCCUCGCCCGCGUCGUGUACUACAACCACCUCUACUUCGGCUUCCACAAGACAGCGCACCGGCUCGACGCCUCCGUCGAGCUCCUCUCUCCGCACUUUGUCCGCCUCCACAUCCAGCGCCCCGCGCACUUCAGCUGGACCCCCGGCCAAACCGCGUUCCUCAUCAUGCCCACCGUCUCCUCCUUCCCACUCGAGGCCCACCCCUUCACCAUCGCGUCCGUCGACAGCCGCUACCAGCUCGAGGGCGCACCCAAGACGCCCAGCCUCCCCCCGAGCCCAACCACAGAAGACAAGGCGGCGGCGGCGGCGGACCCCGACGCCGCGCCGUUCUGGAAGGAGCUCGUCUUCCUCAUCAACAUCCGCGGGGGCUUCACGCGCCAGCUCGCGCGCGCCGCGCAGACCGGCGCGAAGGUCAAGGUGCUCAUCGACGGCCCCUACGGCUUCUCGCCCGACCUCGACGCGGACGACACCGUCGUGCUCGUCGCCGGCGGCUCCGGCGUCACCUUCACGCUCUCCACCCUCCUCGGCGUCCUCAGCCACGUCCAGACCGGGAGGAGCCGCUGCCGCCGCCUCCUCUUCGUCUGGUCUGUCCGCGACCAAGGCCACAUCGAGUGGGUGUCCACGGCGCUCGCGACGGCGCUGGAGCUCGCGCCGCCCGCGAUCGACGUCGCCGUCCGGUUCUUCGUCACCGGGCGCGGCGCGCCCGCCGCGUCCGAGGCCCCCUGGGGCGAGGGCGAGGGCGAAGGCGAGGACGAGGACGACUCCGCGCGCUCCUCGACGUCCGCGGACAGCGCCGCCGAGAAGCCCCCCGCCCCCGGGAAGCCGUCCCGCGCCACCGCGGCGCUGCUGCUCCAGCACCCCGCGGUGCGCACCGCGCGGGGCCGCCCGGACCUCCGCGCGCUCCUCCGCGAGGAGGUGGACGGGAGCCGCGGGCGGACGUCCGUUACCGUGUGCGGCUCGCAGGGGAUGGCGCGGGACUGCCGCGCGGCGCUGCGCGUGCCGCUCGCUCGCGCGCUCGCCGGCGGCCCCAGCGUCGUCCUGCACGUCGAGUCGUUCGGGUACGCGUGA